Molecule: messenger RNA, 951 nt
Organism: Parnassius apollo (apollo)
Lineage: Eukaryota; Metazoa; Arthropoda; Insecta; Lepidoptera; Papilionidae
Source: the annotation of a GenBank genome assembly
AUGUUUUGCCGCAAAGAACUCAAAUUAAUCUACGUAACUGUUGUUAUUUUACUUGAAGCAGAACUAUUAGUGAACACGAAGGCUAUGGAUUCGCAGAAGUAUUCCAUUACUAUAACACAAAACAGUGACGAUUUUAAAUCUUUGGAACUAUGUACGACAAGAAAUCAACAGAGGUUGGGCAGCGUAUUUGGUAACUUUACAAGACAUCACAAAAAAGGACACAGAAGAAGAACUACUACGUCAACUACAACUUCAACACAAACUACAAUUGUUUAUACAACUAUUGAGAAUGUCGAGGAUUCAUCAGACAUUUAUACUACAAAAGCGUAUUCAUUAAGUACCCAAUCCACAAUCUUAAAAUUACCCAAGCCACUGAGGCUUUCAUCACUGAUGCUUGAUAAAGAUUAUGGAGAAGAUGUAGAUAAUUUUGACAAAAUCAUUGAAAAAGAAGUCAAAGAUGUUAUAGUAAGUGAACGACAUCAUUCUAAGCACUACGAAAGAAAUAAAAAAGAAAUUCUUGUUGAAUUAAAUGAGGCAUCACUCUCAAAAUCAUUAAACAAAAUAAAGAAAUUGUAUAGGGAUUCAACUGCCUCUGCAAUUAAUAAGCUUAAUAGCAAAACAAGUAAGAACGGAAUAUUUUUGACCGAUAACUGUACAACAGUUGUCGCCCAAAUCGGAACCACAGCUAUUUUACAUUGCGAAGUUAGUGAUAUAACCGAAAAUACGGUUACUUGGAUAAGAAGAAAAGAUUACUCUCUUCUCUCAGUAGGACUUGUUACCUACAGCACUGACAGCAGAUUUUUUUCAGCCCAUGGACGACACGUCAAGGAUUGGGCAUUACACAUAAGAUUUGUAACGUCAGCUGAUGCAGGUUACUAUGAAUGCCAAGUUCCAACACAUCCACCUACAAGUAUUUUUUUUCAAGCUUAUUUUAGUCGCGGCGUAUGCUGA